AUACUCAAAUAAGUGGCAGUUCAUUAUAGUUAAGGCUCUAUUCAAUAACAUCUGCGUUAUACCUAAAGCAGGCAUUGCCAUUGGCUGCACGGAGUCGCAUUAAUGACAAAGAUACGUGGUGGUUGAUUGCGAACAUAGACUGCUAAAAUGUCUGUUUAAUUUGGAAUGGGUCAUCAAGUGAGUUCACCGAAGAGAAGGCAAACAAGAACGGUUCAAAUGACGCAAAUGGAGGUGGGCCGGAUGUUGAUAGAGCCUAUAAAUACUUGAGUUCUCACAGAGUUUGAGUAAAUCAACGGAAAAAGAUAACAUUUUUGCUUUCAUUUUGGAUCAUUUGGAUAACCAUGAGUGGUGGAUGUCCAUACUUCGAGAAAAGGCACUUGCUAUUCAAGAGCAAGCUGCAUCUAGAAGAGGAAGAGGAAGACGACUCUCAAGAAGGAAUCAACAAGGCCAGCAAAGGUGGCAUCAUCUAUGGUGACUACCUUCAGCUUGAUAAGGUUGUGACCGCCCAAGUUCUCCAGAGUGAACUGAAGGGGAACAAAAUCCACGAUGAGCAUCUUUUCAUUGUCACACAUCAAGCUUAUGAACUCUGGUUCAAGCAGAUUCUAUGGGAACUGGAUUCAGUGCGAGAGAUUUUCAUCAGUGGACAUGUUCGCGAUGAACGCAACAUGCUGAAGGUCAACACCCGCAUACACAGGAUUGUUAUGAUCUUCAGGCUGCUGGUCGACCAGUUCGCCGUACUCGAGACAAUGACCGCCUUGGACUUCUAUGACUUCAGAGAGUACCUGUCCCCUGCCUCCGGGUUCCAAAGUCUCCAGUUCCGUCUGUUGGAGAACAAGAUUGGGGUCCCUGACAACCUAAGAGUCCCCUACAACAGGCGCCACUACAGGGACAACUUCAAAGGACAUGAGAGUGAGAUGCUGCUUAGAUCUGAGAAGGAGCCUUGCCUGCUGAAAUUGGUGGAGAAAUGGCUGGAAAGGACCCCAGGUCUUGAAGAGGAUGGGUUUAACUUUUGGGUUAAACUGGAAGCCAACAUCUUUGAAGGGUUGAGUCUUGAAAAAAAUAAAAUAGAGAAAAUGCAAGACUCCGAGGAGAAGGAGGAGAUGAUGGAAGAGAUGACGAAACAAAAAGAGCUAUUUACUUCUCUGUUUGAUGUCAAAAGACAUGAGCAUCUUUUGGGCAAAGGUGAGAGACGGAUCUCCUACAAAGCUCUCCAAGGAGCUCUGAUGAUCUACUUCUACAGGGAGGAGCCCAGGUUCCAGGUUCCCUUCCAACUCCUGUCCAACCUGAUGGACAUUGAUACCCUCAUGACAAAAUGGAGAUACAACCACGUGUGCAUGGUGCACAGAAUGAUUGGCAGCAAAGCAGGCACCGGAGGCUCAUCUGGCUACCACUAUCUGCGCUCUACUGUCAGUGAUCGCUACAAAGUCUUUGUGGAUCUCUUCAACCUGGCCAUGUUUUUGAUACCUCGGCAUUGGGUGCCUAAACUAGACCCCAAUGAGCACACCUUCCUGUUCACCGCAGAGUACUGUGACAGCUCCUACUGCAGUAGUGAGGAUUCAGACUAGCAGACUGUCGCAACUGUCUAAAGUGGUCGGUGCAGACUGAGGAAAGGUGCCAAUGAGAGGAAGCCACUUUAGACCUAAGGAACAUCUACAUAAUCUAGAGUGUCAUACAAGCUAGCUAUGACCUGGUAAAGUCUCACCUACACCCAAUAAUAGCGACAAGUAACUUAGUAUAUCAUCAUAACCACAAAGGCAUCCCUCCCCCUCAGAACAGAACAGCCUCAAUUUGUUGGUGCAUGGACUCCACAAGGUGUUGAAAGUGUUCUACAGGGGGAUGCUGGCCCAUGUUGACUCCAAUACUUCCCAUAGUUAUGUCGUGGUGGGCCAUUCUUGAAACACACAGCAAAAUGUUGAAGGUUAAAAAAACAGCAGCGAUGCAGUUCGACACAAACCGGUGUGCCUGGUACCUACUACCAUCCCCAGUCCAAUGGCACUUAAAUAUUUUUUCUUGCACACAUACACAAUCCAUGUCUCAAUUAUCUCAAAGGUCAUGAAAAUGCUUUUUUAAAAUCUCUCAUCCCCUGCAUCUACACUGAUUGAAGUGGAUUUAACAGGUGACGUCAAUAAGGGAUCAUAGCUUUCACCUGAUCAGUCUAUAUCAUGGAAAAAGCAGGUGUUCUUAAUGUUCUGUAUACUCAGGGUAUAGUAUAUAUAUUGUUUAUAUAAUAUUGUGCUGUAUUUAAAGUAUGAAAAAGUGUGAUAUAAUCCUGUACAUAGCCUAAUGAAUGAUAAUCAUGAACCCUUCCAUGUACUUGAGUUCUGAAUGUGUACCCUAAAGAAGUAUAUUGUUAAUCUUUUUAGAAUAGUAUUAUGUUUUUGUACAGUACUUCGAUAUUGGUGCAUUGGGUGUUUAUGUGAGGUAAGAGAAAUUAUAUGUAGACUUCAUUCAACAUGUAGUGAUAACAUCAGCAUAGAAAUUAUCACAUGACUAAAAAAAUAAUAUAUUUUUGUAACAGAAGAUAAAAUUGUAUGUCUCAAUAAAAAUAUGUUAUUGAAAAGUU
Messenger RNA from Oncorhynchus kisutch (coho salmon), 2563 nucleotides. Its product is annotated as tryptophan 2,3-dioxygenase A-like. NCBI's taxonomy places the organism in Eukaryota, Metazoa, Chordata, Actinopteri, Salmoniformes, Salmonidae. Bases 342 to 1565 code for a protein of 407 amino acids. The record is from RefSeq and is a predicted model, not a curated record. Gene Ontology annotation, molecular function: metal ion binding; L-tryptophan 2,3-dioxygenase activity; heme binding. The transcript has 12 exons.